AUGAGUCCUAAGGCAUUGCAGGUUGUGAUCUUUCUCGGUUUCUUGGCCACCUCAUGUUUCUCUCAAGCUCCAGCCCCGGCACCAACCACCACCGCUUCUCCACCGACAUCGCUUCCUCCCAUGACAGCAGAAACACCUUCUCCGGUUGCUUCACCGCCGGUUCCAGUUAACGAGCCAACUCCUGCUCCAACGACAUCUCCGGUUGCUUCUCCUCCUCAAACCGAUGCUCCAGCCUCUGGUCCUUCCGCCGGAUUAACCCCGACUUUGGCUCCGGCUCCAGGACCAGACACCGGUGCUGAAGCGCCUGUAGGCGCCGCAUGGGCUAAUCAAGCUUUCCUUAUGGGAACAUUUGUUGCCGGAGCAUUAUACGCUGUUGCUUUGGCUUAG
Molecule: messenger RNA, 387 nt
Organism: Eruca vesicaria subsp. sativa (arugula)
Lineage: Eukaryota; Viridiplantae; Streptophyta; Magnoliopsida; Brassicales; Brassicaceae
Source: the annotation of a GenBank genome assembly